Staurois parvus is the source of this 399-nucleotide messenger RNA. The record is from the annotation of a GenBank genome assembly. Lineage: Eukaryota; Metazoa; Chordata; Amphibia; Anura; Ranidae.
AUGGCUAAGGCUAUGUAUGUUGUGGUCAUAGCCUUAUGUCUGGGAUUUGUACAUCAAAAGGCCAAUGGGGCUUUCAUGCAGAAGUUGUCAAAGAAGAAGCUCUGCGCCGAUGAUGAAUGUAUUUAUGCUAUAUCACUUGGUAGAGCUGAAGAUGAUUACCACGCUCCAGACUGCAGAUUUGUCAACAUUAAGAAAGGCGAGCUGGUCUACAUCUACACCAAGUUAGUAAAGGAAUACGAUGACGCGGGUGAAUUCUGGUCCGGAAGUAUUUAUAGUGACCAGUACAGGGAUCAGCAGGGACUUGUUGGUUAUUUUCCCAGCAGCCUUGUCACCGAGCUCAACGUCUACAAGGAUGAACUUCAAGAAUUACCCACCACAGUAAGUGCAAAAAAUACCUAG